Messenger RNA from Passer domesticus (house sparrow), 743 nucleotides. Its product is annotated as growth-regulated alpha protein-like. Gene Ontology annotation, biological process: defense response; immune response; chemotaxis. The record is from RefSeq and is a predicted model, not a curated record. Gene Ontology annotation, cellular component: extracellular region. Lineage: Eukaryota; Metazoa; Chordata; Aves; Passeriformes; Passeridae. Gene Ontology annotation, molecular function: chemokine activity. The transcript has 4 exons. The coding region runs from base 135 to 572 and encodes 145 amino acids.
GGCAGGGAAGUUGAGGCCUAGGGCUGCCCCUUUGUCCUCCUCCUUCCCAGCCCCAGAGGGGGUUGUGAAAUCCCCCCCGGGGCGAGGGGCUGGCUAUAAAGCAGCCCUGGCACGGCUCGGGGUGGGUGGCGAGGAUGCGGCUGCUGCUGCUGGCCCUGCUCCUGCUCCUGAGCAGCUCGGUGCCGGCGGGCGGUCUGUCUCUGGAGAGCCUGCUGACCAACAUGAGGUGCAAGUGCAUCAAAUCCACCGCCCACGUCGUCAACCUGGGGCUGAUCCUCACCAUCGACGUUACCCCGCCGGGCAUUCACUGCAGGAGGAAGGAGGUCAUCCUCACCCUGAAGAAGAACAGGCGGGUGUGCGUGGCCCCCGAGGCGCCCUGGAUCCAGCUGCUCAUCCACAAGCUGAUGCAGAGGAACGGCAUCAAAAAAGCGCUGCCGCGGCUGCGGCGGGAAGCACCGUGCUGCCGGAGCCCUUGGAGACCCCCCACCCCGUCCCUCCCACUGGCCACAUCCCAGGAAUCCCCGGUUAUGAAUCCCUCGUGGGACAGCAGUGACACAACCCCCCUGCCCUGAGACACGCUGGUUGAGUGGCACAGCGCUCUGCUCCCGGGGUUUUGGGGGGCAGGAGCCUUUCCCUGCUUUCCCCUCAGGCACCCGCUGCUUCCUUCCCUUUCGGGUGCCUGCGCUGUUCCCGCACACAACCACAGCCCAUCCCGGUGGGUGGCACCAAUAAAAGGAUGAAUG